AUGGAGUCUGCGCCGGCGGCGGCCUUCAUGGAGCGGGAGCGCCUCACGGCGGAGGUGACCUUCUCCGGGGACGCGCAGGCGGCGUCGUCCGAGGGCGCCGAGCGGCUGCCCAGCAUCAUCGUCAAGAUCCGGCGUCGCCUCCCGGACUUCGCCCGCUCCGUCAACCUCAAGUACGUCAGGCUCGGGAUCCGGCACGGCGGCAGCCUCACGUCCUACCUGCCGAUGCUGUGCGUGCCGGUGCUCGCGGCGGCCGCCUACUCCUUCGUCCGCCUCGACGUCAUCUACCUCUCCAUCGACCUGCUCAGCUGCGUCGCCUGGCUCGGCACCGCCAUGCUGCUCCUCACCGUCUACUACUUCAAGCGACCUCGCCCGGUGUACCUCGUCGAGUUCGCGUGCUACAAGCCGGAGGACCAGAACAAGAUCACCAAGGAGGCCUUCCUCGACAUGACCGAGAGCACCGGGUGCUUCAAUGACGAGACGCUCGCGUUCCAGACCAAGAUCACCACCCGCUCCGCUCUCGGCGACGAGACGUACCUGCCCUCGGGCGUUCUGGCGCGCCCGCCAAGGCUCAACAUGGCCGAGGCGCGGCUGGAGGCCGAGGCGGUCAUGUUCGGCUGCCUGGACGCUCUGUUCGCGUCCACCGGGAUCGACCCGCGCCGCGACGUGCGGAUCCUCAUCGUCAACUGCAGCCUGUUCAACCCGACGCCGUCCCUGGCGUCCAUGAUCAUCCACCAUUACAAGAUGCGCGAGGACGUCAAGUCGUUCAACCUGGGCGGCAUGGGGUGCAGCGCCGGCCUCAUCGCCAUCGACCUCGCCAAGGACAUGCUCCAGGCCAACCCCAACUCGUACGCGGUUGUCCUCAGCACCGAGAACAUCACCCUCAACUGGUACUUCGGGAACGACCGCUCCAUGCUGCUCUCCAACUGCAUCUUCCGCAUGGGCGGCGCCGCGGCUCUGCUCUCGAACCGGCGCGCGGACGCCGGGCGCGCCAAGUACCGCCUCCUCCACACGGUCCGGACGCACAAGGGCGCCACGGACGAGUGCUUCAAGUGCGUGUACCAGCGCGAGGACGACGUGGGCAAGGUGGGCGUGUCGCUGGCGCGGGAGCUCAUGAGUGUGGCCGGCGACGCGCUCAAGACCAACAUCACCACGCUGGGGCCCCUGGUGCUGCCCCUCAGCGAGCAGCUCAAAUUCCUCAAGUCGCUGAUGAUGCGCCGGGUGUUCCGCGCCAAGGGCGUGCGGCCCUACAUCCCCAACUUCCGGCGCGCGUUCGAGCACUUCUGCGUGCACGCCGGCGGGCGCGCGGUGCUGGAGGAGGUGCAGCGCAGCCUGAGCCUGGAGGACAAGGACAUGGAGCCGAGCAGGUGCGCCCUGCACCGGUUCGGCAACACCAGCAGCAGCUCGCUGUGGUACGAGCUGGCCUACGCCGAGGCCAAGGGCCGGGUGAAGCGCGGCAACCGCGUAUGGCAGAUCGGGUUCGGGUCGGGGUUCAAGUGCAACAGCGCGGUGUGGCGCGCGCUCCGCGACGUGCCGGCCGUGUGA
Molecule: messenger RNA, 1542 nt
Organism: Triticum turgidum subsp. durum (durum wheat)
Lineage: Eukaryota; Viridiplantae; Streptophyta; Magnoliopsida; Poales; Poaceae
Source: the annotation of a GenBank genome assembly